AUGGCAUAUACCGGCCUCACCGUGCCUCUCGUCGUGAUGAGUGUUUUCUGGGGCUUCGUCGGCUUCCUGGUGCCCUGGUUCAUCCCUAAGGGUCCCAACCGGGAAGUUAUCAUCACCAUGUUGAUGACCUGUUCAGUUUGCUCCCGCUGCUAUCUCUUUUGGCUGAUUGCAGUUCUGGCCCAACUCAACCCUCUCUUUGGACCACAGUUGAAAAAUGAAAUCAUCUGGUACAUCAAGCAUCACUGGCCUUGA
Molecule: messenger RNA, 252 nt
Organism: Balaenoptera musculus (blue whale)
Lineage: Eukaryota; Metazoa; Chordata; Mammalia; Artiodactyla; Balaenopteridae
Product: V-type proton ATPase subunit e 1-like
Exons: 2
Coding region: 1-252 (83 amino acids)
Biological process (GO): proton transmembrane transport
Cellular component (GO): proton-transporting V-type ATPase, V0 domain
Molecular function (GO): proton-transporting ATPase activity, rotational mechanism
Source: RefSeq, a predicted model, not a curated record